UAUUUUUUAAAAUUACUGAAUAAAUUUUCUUAUUUAUUUAUGGACAGAUAAUCUGUGCAUGGUAAAUUAACAGUUUGCGAGGGUUAAAUAUGGACAAAGUUAGCAGCAGCAAUCAAGUGGUCCGUAUUGCUCGCAACAUAUGUGCUUUUGCAAGAAAAUGUGUUUUCCAGAUACUUUCUGUUGGUCCUCUACCCAACCACAUUGCAUUCAUAAUGGAUGGGAAUAGAAGAUUUGCAAAACAACAGGACUUAGCAGAAGGAUCAGGUCACAAAGUCGGUUUCUUUGCUUUAAUGACUAUGCUCCAGUACUGUUACGAGUUAGGCCUCAAGUUCGUGACUAUUUACGCUUUCAGCAUUGACAAUUUCAAGCGACGUCCAGAAGAAGUCCAAUAUGUGAUGGAACUGAUGCAGGAAAAGAUAGAAGGUUUGAUCAAAGAAGAGAGCAUAGUUAAUCGUUAUGGAGUUAGGGUUUACUUCAUAGGGAACUUAGACCUACUGACUAAGCCUGUAAGGUUAGCUGCUGAGAGAGCCAUGGCCGCCACAUCUGGAAACUCGAGAGCGGUACUUUCGAUUUGCAUGGCGUACACUUCCACAAAUGAGAUUGUACAUGCUGUACAAGAAGCUUGCAACGAUAAAAGGGAUGAAAUCCGAUCUUUAGAAGAAAAUGGGGUCGUUUAUGAGAAAGGGGAGGAGUUCAUUAUUAGGUUAAGAGAUGUGGAAAGACAUAUGUAUAUGGCUGCUGCUCCGGAUCCUGAUAUCAUUGUUCGGACAUCUGGUGAAACUCGGUUGAGCAAUUUUCUUCUAUGGCAAAGUACUUGUUCUUAUUUAUACUCACCUGCUAUUCUAUGGCCUGAGAUCGGUUUUCGUCAUCUAUUUUGGGCAAUCAUGACCUUCCAGAGGAAUUUCAAAGCCAAAAAGGAGGAAUUAGAGAUUACACAUGUUGCAAUAAGUUCUUCAUCAUCAUCAUCGUCCUCUUCUUCUCAUUCAUAGGCAGGACUCUGGUUUCCUGAAACAGGUACGCUUUCUUUUGACAAGCGCAAACCGAUGAUCUUAAUGGUAGAUUGAACAUGAAAACCGGGAUGUCAACUAAAAGAAACUACAUGUAUACCAUAGAUCAGUUUGUCUGGGUUCAAAACAUAGAUCAAUUACUCUGUAUUGUAUGCUAUUUGCUAUUUAUGUUUGUGUUCAUAUAUAACGAUUUUUUAUAACA
Impatiens glandulifera is the source of this 1209-nucleotide messenger RNA. Its product is annotated as dehydrodolichyl diphosphate synthase CPT3-like. Gene Ontology annotation, cellular component: endoplasmic reticulum. Gene Ontology annotation, biological process: polyprenol biosynthetic process. The record is from RefSeq and is a predicted model, not a curated record. NCBI's taxonomy places the organism in Eukaryota, Viridiplantae, Streptophyta, Magnoliopsida, Ericales, Balsaminaceae. The coding region runs from base 90 to 989 and encodes 299 amino acids. The transcript has a single exon.